Messenger RNA from Pelagomonas calceolata, 645 nucleotides. The record is from the annotation of a GenBank genome assembly. Lineage: Eukaryota; Pelagophyceae; Pelagomonadales; Pelagomonadaceae.
AUGGCGAAGCGACCGCGCGCGGAGCGCCGCCGCAUGCAGCAGGAGGAUGACAGCGGCGACGAGUUCUCUGACGUCGAUGAGGAGCUGGAAGCGUCAGACGUGGACGACGAGGCGUUGUCGUCGGACGAUGACGACGCGGGCGAGUACGCCGCCGCGCUCGCCGAGCUCGGCGCGGCGCGGCGCAAGGCCGGUGUGGACGGCGGCGACGACGACGACGACGACGAAGACGUCAAUGAAGACGCGUCGGACUCGGACGAUGAGGCCUUCGAGGCCGUCGUGGAGCGGACCACAAAGAAGGGCGCGACCGUCUACCAGGUGACCUUGUGCCCGGAAACGGCACCAUUUACUACGCGCACGGCGGCCGACGAGUUCAUGCGCGGGAAGGCCUACCAAAAGGCCGUCAAAAGAGAACUCCGCGCGAUCAAGGCGGCGCGCAAGGGCCUCCGCGAGGCCGAGUUGACGGACGCGCAGAAGGCGCGGCGCGACGCCAAGGCCGCGCGCGCGAAGGAGCGCCGGCGCGCCCAGGCCAAGGCCCGCAAAAAGGCCAAGCCCCUGUCGGACGCGCAGAUCGCGGCGCGCAAGGAGAAGUUCCAGCGCAAGAAGAAGCGACGGGAAGAACGGCGCGCCGCCGCCGCUUCUGCGUAA